Elephantulus edwardii (Cape elephant shrew) is the source of this 1812-nucleotide messenger RNA. RefSeq names its product La ribonucleoprotein domain family, member 7 (gene LARP7). NCBI's taxonomy places the organism in Eukaryota, Metazoa, Chordata, Mammalia, Macroscelidea, Macroscelididae. Gene Ontology annotation, biological process: RNA processing. Gene Ontology annotation, cellular component: nucleus. The record is from RefSeq and is a predicted model, not a curated record. Bases 1 to 1812 code for a protein of 603 amino acids. Gene Ontology annotation, molecular function: mRNA binding. The transcript has 2 exons.
AUGGGAUAUUAUAACCAUGUAAUGCCUUUUACGUGUCCUUGGAUGCUUGGAAAUCUUGGAGAGCUGAAAUUUACAAAAAAUAACAAUCAAGAUAAGGCCAUGGAAGAGGAAAGCACAGAAAAGAAGAAAAAUGUAGAAAAAAAGAAGAGGUCUCGAGUUAAACAGGUGCUUGCUGAUAUUGCUAAGCAAGUGGACUUCUGGUUUGGAGAUGCUAAUCUUCACAAGGAUCGAUUUCUUCGGGAACAAAUAGAAAAAUCUAGAGAUGGAUAUGUUGAUAUAUCAUUACUGGUAUCAUUUAACAAAAUGAAAAAAUUGACAACAGAUGGAAAACUAAUUGCCAGAGCAUUGAAAAGCUCAGCUGUGGUUGAGGUGGAUUUAGAGGGCACAAGGAUCAGAAGGAGAAAGCCCCUAGGUGAAAGACCCAAAGAUGAAGAUGAGCGGACUGUGUAUGUGGAAUUACUUCCAAAAAAUGUUAAUCAUAGCUGGAUUGAAAGAGUAUUUGGAAAAUGUGGCAAUGUUGUUUAUAUAAGCAUCCCACAUUAUAAAUCUACUGGAGACCCAAAAGGAUUUGCCUUUGUGGAAUUUGAAACAAAAGAACAAGCAGCAAAAGCAAUUGAGUUUCUUAAUAACCCACCAGAAGAAGCACCAAGGAAACCAGGGAUAUUUCCAAAGACUGUAAAAAAUAAACCCAUUCCAGCAUUAAGUGUACCUGAAGAGAAGAAAAAGAAAAAAAAGAAGAAAUGCCGAGUGAAAAAGGAAGACACUGUCCAGGCUAAAGAAGACACAAACAUGGAUACAAACAACGAGAGCGCCUGUAAACUAAAAAGAUCAGGCACCACAUCUGAGGGGUCGGAAGCAGAUGUAACAGAACCCCAAAAACCUCCCACCAAAAAGAAGAAAAAAAAGGAAAAGGCAGAAGUGUCCAGCUUACCUGAAGUUCGAACCAUUAAGAGAAAGAGGAGAAUCUCUGCAAACACAGAAUGCCCCGCUCCCAGAUCUAAAGUUAGAAAGCUUUCUCAAAAACAAAGUGUUAAAGAAGCUAAAGAAGUUUCCCACGAAAUCAAAGAUUUAGAAGUGUCCACCGAAGAGGAAAAGGUUACUGGUGAUAAAGAUGGAUCUCUCUUAAAAGCAAAAAGGAAGCACAAGAAAAAACACAAGGAGCGGCAUAAAAUGGGAGAAGAGGUUAUACCGUUAAGAGUUCUAUCGAAGUGUGAAUGGAUGGAUUUAAAAAGAGAGUACUUAGCACUGCAAAAAGCCAGCAUGGCUUCUUUAAAAAAAACAAUAUCUCAAAUAAAAUCAGAGUCUGAAAUGGAAACAGACCUUAGUGAAUCUAAUAAAUCUGGAACGAAAAAUGAGAAAGCUAACAGUGAAGAAUGUCGCCCCCAGGAGGUUAAUUCGAUGGGACCACAAUUUGUGAGCGGAGUGAUUGUGAAGAUAGUUAGCACAGAGUCUCUACCUGGCAGGAAACAAAUCAGGGAUACUUUAGCAGCAAUCUCAGAAGUGGUUUAUGUUGAUUUACUUGAAGGAGAUACAGAAUGUCAUGUAAGAUUUAAGAUUCCAGAGGAUGCUCAAGCAGUAAUAAAUGCACAUUCAGAAAUUAAAAAGAAGCACAGCUGGCAACUCGAGAUCCUUUCUGGUGAUCACGAGCAGAGGUAUUAUUGGCAGAAGAUUUUGGUAGACAGGCAGGCCAAGUUGAACCAACCUCGAGAAAAGAAAAGAGGCACUGAGAAGUUAAUCACCAAAGCUGAAAAGAUCAGACUGGCAAAGACUCAACAAGCAAGUCAACAUAUUAGAUUUUCUGAAUAUGAUUGA